AAACAAGCCUGCACUGAGCAUUAAACAGUUGCUGCAGGACCAUGCCAAGUGCCUGCCUCAACCCACGCAGUGACGGACAAUGCCGCGUAAGUCCAACCAGACUGCUGGACGCACGCUCUCCUUCACAGAUGACCCUGUUUCCUGGUGGUUUUACUGGACCGUGUCCUCAGCAGGUGAUACCUGGUCCACCCAGCCGGCAGCGCACACAGACAGGAUGCACCAACCGCUGGAGGCUGGACCGACCCUUCUCUGGCGACCUACUGGGCCAGGCCCAGGUGCAAAGAGCGGUCAGCCUGACCCACCGGACCGCGAGAUCAGCUGGCACAUUUCGGACACGUGAUGUCACAUCCAGCCGGGAUCCACCCCUCAUGCUGACUGACAUGCCCCAAACCACUGGGCUCAGUUCAGGCGUCCACUCCUCUCCAGAGCACUCAUUCUAUUUGCUCUCUCAGGAAGUGACCCAGAAUGCUAAACCAGACGCAGUGCUGGAGUGUUUGGGCAGCAUCUGGGAGCUACAUGGCCAGUUUCUGUCCAGAUCAGAGAUGCUGGCUGAGCUUUACACGAACUGCAAGAAGCAAAGGAGCAUUGUGCUGCAGAGCAGAGCAGGCAGCAGGCAGACAGCAACGUCCAGUGGGUGGCGUGGCAGCGCUGGACAUUGGGGGCGGACGCUGAGAGAGGAUGGAGGGAUGGGGACGAGCAGAGGAAGCCUCAAACGCCCCAUCCUGCUCCAGCUGCCUGUUCACGACCCCUCAAUCAGUAAAGAGGAUCUGUCCUUUGCCCUGCGGACUCUAUAUAGGCCAGCAGAGCGUCCAGAGCGGUGGGAGGGGUCCUUGCUCUCUGUAGCCAUCAUGCUGGGCCUAUCACAGCUCUACCAGAGGUGUCUGAAUGAGAUGAUGGUUAACAUCACUUCUUUGACGGUGUGUGACUUCCAUCGAGUUGCCUGCGAGCACAAGCAGACGACUCUUCAGAGUGCGUGUGAGCGUUGGCUGGAGCUGUUUCUGGUCACUGAACUUUCACAUCAAAUUGGCCUCAGGGACUUGCCCUUUGACCUCCUGCUCAAAACCCUGCGAUGCCCCAGAGUGUUUGCUGUCAAUGAAUACGAUCUACUGAAGACGGUCCUGAACUGGAUGUACCUGCAGUUAAACCCCGCAGAACAGACUCCACCUUCACAUAGUGCAGUCAACAGCUUCUUCUGCAGAUCUGUAGGGGUGUUUUUGGAGCAGCCAGUGGGCCAAAUGUAUCUGCCUCUCUUCCAGGCCCUUCGUCUGCAUGGCAUCACUGAGCGAAACCACGUUAAGGAGAUCCAGAAGAUCAAUGUAUUUCCUUCUUCAUGGCUUCUCCUCACUUUCUCCAACCACUACUACUCUAUCCACAACGGGGGUGACAUGCACAUGACUGACUUUUCCAAGCACAGCAUCCGCUUCGGAAUGAUAGUGGAGGGGGUGCAGUAUUCUGUCCUUUCUGCUUUCCUUUUCCAAACCAGAUUAGCAUUUAUAUUGCUAAAAGUGACCCAAGUGUUUAGCCUGUCUUUCACCCAGUCUUAUGGCCAGUCCCAGGGCUUCUAUGAACGCAUUUUAAUUUGUCAAACUGCAGACAGCGUCAAAAUGAGUCAGACAGCUUUGAUUAGGAUUUAUUCAAACUCAUGGGAAAUUUGCCUUAAGAAACCAUGGAAUACCUGCAAAAUGCAGAUGGCAUGUGUGUAUAUAUGUGUUGUGCUACAGGAACUGCAGCAUUACACUCGAGCCAUUGGUCUCUAUGGCUUCUACUUCCUCCUCAAGGCUUCUAGAGUUGGACAAUCUGAUUCGUUUGACUUCUCUUUGGAGAGGCUAAGGCACUGGGACCCUGCGCUGACGGAGAGCUGUAGGACCACUCAGCCAUUCAGCGUGAGGACAGAGCGAUGUGUGCGUUAUCAGGUCAGAGUGCAGAGCUGUGUGAGAGGUGAAUGGCUGGAGGAGUGCAGCGGAGUGGUCAGCCAAGUGUUCGGCCUCAGCAAGCGCUGCUGCAGGAGCCAGGUGUUUACAGUUGAUGGACUCUCUACACCGCUGUUUGUGACGUUUGCACUGGCCUUCCCGUCGCCAUGACGAUGUGACCGCGCCCUCCCUGCUUGUUAAAUAAUAAAACACAGCCAUUGUUUUCAUGUCUAGCAAAUAAUGAAUUACACAUCCUUAUUAAAAUGCUUAUUGCAUAAUCACAAAACCAAGAAACUCCACUUCCUGAAAUAGUCUGAUCAUCUGCUGCGUAUGAGUGUCUCACACGGGGUCAUUGAGUUAUUCAAGUGGUCAUGCUUCACUCAGACACGGGAUGACCGGAGAAUCUGAGAUGCCUUCACAUGACCUUACGCUCAGGAAUUUAUACAGCAUUACAGCAACACUUCAGCCAGUUUACGCAGCAACUCGCCCCUUACUGUUGGUGUCGUUUACAUUCGAUACAAAGAGAGGCUGGAAAUGUGCCUUUGACUGAAGGCCUGAAAUACACCCGGUUGACAUAUUGGACCCAUCGAAUGUCUCAAAAUCAAAUUCUGGGGGUCCCUGCAAACACAGUUAUUAUGACGUUAUGCGGUCCAUUUGGGAAAAAAGACGCUCAAAUACAAAAUGAGGGAAAGGUCAUUGUUUAACCUCAGGCCCCAGUCAUCAGGUUAUGGGCCCCUGGGCACAAAUGUUUGGUGAAUUACUUUUUUGGGUGGUCAGCGAUCUUGUUAUGAUAUCACAGCAAGACAAACAAGGCCUAUGCAGCACCACAUUAAUGCCAACAACUAGAGCAAGAUUUUCCUAUAAAACAUGCAUCGGACUUUCUUCUCAUCCAGUGUUAGCAGCACAUCGCAGCUCUCUAGCUCUCGCAACUGGUGUA
This is a messenger RNA of Pygocentrus nattereri (red-bellied piranha), 2847 nucleotides long. It is a transcript of the gene btbd16, whose product is annotated as BTB (POZ) domain containing 16. The transcript is spliced from 15 exons. Bases 42 to 2081 code for a protein of 679 amino acids. NCBI's taxonomy places the organism in Eukaryota, Metazoa, Chordata, Actinopteri, Characiformes, Serrasalmidae. The record is from RefSeq and is a predicted model, not a curated record.